AUGUUUCAAUUGGUUUCUGUGGCCGAGGUAAAUAAAGCGUAUGUGUCAUAUCCUGGAGGUGUUUCCAUGUGUCUUCGCUUUCCGUUUUGUCACUGCGUUUGGGCUCACGCAAUGACAUUAAUUGAAAUUUCAGGCCACUACCGUAGAUGGGUGGCUCGUGGAGAGAGUGAGGGUUGGAAUUAUUCUAACAGCUUUGUGGUUGUGUGUGCCGUGCUUUUGGAAAAUAUUGCAGCCAAUGAAAGGGAAGGCAAGUGUCACCUUACUUUCCAUGCCGCGGCAUCAAUGCAUCACGAUUAUAUGCUAGUUGCUCUGCAAGGGAAGGUCGUGAAGGCGAAGGUUAGCUUCCGGUUUAGGGAAGUGCAAAGACUUCCUGAUACUACUGUCAGAAACUACUGUUGCUGCGUGCUUCAGGCACUGGGUCAGUAA
Messenger RNA from Trypanosoma brucei brucei TREU927, 426 nucleotides. RefSeq lists its product as hypothetical. The record is from RefSeq and is a predicted model, not a curated record. NCBI's taxonomy places the organism in Eukaryota, Euglenozoa, Kinetoplastea, Trypanosomatida, Trypanosomatidae. Bases 1 to 426 code for a protein of 141 amino acids. The transcript has a single exon.